This is a messenger RNA of Neltuma alba, 2364 nucleotides long. Its product is annotated as pentatricopeptide repeat-containing protein At2g06000-like. The record is from RefSeq and is a predicted model, not a curated record. Gene Ontology annotation, molecular function: mRNA binding; protein binding. Lineage: Eukaryota; Viridiplantae; Streptophyta; Magnoliopsida; Fabales; Fabaceae. The transcript has 4 exons. Bases 243 to 2054 code for a protein of 603 amino acids.
CCUCACGCCGCAAGGGAGGGCGAAAGAAGCAGACCACCAUUGUUGGUCAUCUUCCAAGCUCUCUUUCUCUCAUCUUCCUCUUUUGCAUCUCUUAAUAGAGUGCAAAUGCGUCACCAUGGAUGUCUUGCAUUCGCGCGGUCGUUCCCAGCAGACCUCCAUUUGCUGUCACAGUGUCUAAGUUCUGAAUAGAGAAGAGUAUUUAGGUGUCCCAUGUUUGCUAUACCAAUAUUGCCUCCAUCUCGAUGAAAUUCGGGGGUUUGAAUCGAAGACCUUGGACGAAAUCUUGUGAUACGAGAAGAACUACAGGGACUGAACGUAUAAGUGGGCGUAGAAGUAACUCCAUUGAUGGCGUGGGGAAGCGGAUGACCCUCUUAUUCGUCACAUCCCGAUCUUCAAGUGUUUCAGUUUCCAACAUAGCCGUUGCCUAUUACCACGGUCUUGUUCAUGUAAGAUCUGACCCGAAGCCUUGGGAGGAUAAAGAGCCGAUUAGAAGAGCUGAAGCUUGGUUUGUUAAGAUUGUGUGUACUAUUUUUGUCCGCUCAAACUCAUUGGAUAGAUUUUUGGGCUAUUUUAGUAAGUUCUUGUCUCCUUCACUCGUGUUUGAGGUUAUUAAGAGGCUAAACAGUCCAAAGUUGGGUUUGGGAUUCUUUUUAUUUAGUAGGGAAAGAUUGAAUAUCACUCAUUCCCGCUUGACCUAUAAUAUGCUUCUGAAUACUCUCUGUCGAGAUGGUCUCUACGAUUCAAUAAAAAUGGUGUAUGACUGUAUGAAGUUGGAUGGGCACUUGCCUGAUAGUUGGCUGUUGGGAUCUUUGGUUUCCUCUUACGCACUAGCAGACAGGUUUAAUGUUUCGAAGGAAUUGCUUGAUGAUUUUAAGUCCAGUAAGUUUGAAAUAAGUGCUGUUGUUUAUAAUGAUUUGUUCAACGUCUUAGUAAAACAGAAAAAAGUAGACGAUGCCAUUGCCUUAUUUAGGGAGCAUAUGGGAUCACAUUUUCGCCCAGAAACUUGCACCUUCAAUAUUCUAAUGCGAGGUCUUUGCAGAGCAGGAGAAACUGAUGAAGCCAUAAAGUUGCUCAAUGACAUGAGAAGUUGUGGUUGUUCCCCUGAUAUAGUUACAUUUAACACUCUUAUACAUGGUUUUUGUAGAAUUAAUGAGGUCAAUAGAGCAAAGAAUCUACUAGAACAAGUUUAUUCAAAAGGUCAGUUUGCCCCGGAUGUUGUUACUUACACGACACUAAUAUCUGGUUAUUGCAAGUUGACUAAGAUGGAAGAGGCCGCUAAUCUUUAUGAUGAAAUGAUUAGAUGUGGAGUUAAACCUAAUCAAAUCACCUUCAAUGCUCUUAUUGAUGGCUUUGGCAAGGAUGGUGACAUGACCUCUGCACUGGCCAUGCAUGAAAAGAUGCUCUUCCAUGGCUGUGUUCCUGAUGUUGUUACUUAUACUUCCCUAAUUGAUGGAUACUGUCGAAUUGGACAGGUGAAUCAUGGCUUAAACCUAUGGCAUGAAAUGAAUGCCAAAAAUAUCACCCCAAAUUUAUAUACAUUCUCUGUUCUUAUCAAUGCCUUGAGCAAGAGCAACAGAUUGCAUGAAGCUCGUGAAUUUUUAAGAUUAUUGAAGCUGAGAGACAUUGUUCCUAAACCAUUUAUGUACAAUCCAGUCAUUGAUGGAUAUUGCAAAUCUGGGAAUGUUGAUGAAGCUAACGUAAUUGUAGCAGAAAUGGAGCAGAAAAGGUGCAAACCUGAUAAGGUGACAUUUACAAUUCUCAUUAUCGGGCACUGUAUGAAAGGAAGAAUGCUUGAAGCAAUUGAUAUCUUUCAUAAGAUGUUGGCAGUUGGUUGUGCUCCUGAUGAUAUCACUGUAAAUUCUUUGAGAUCCUGUCUUUUGAAGGCUGGAAUGCCUGGGGAGGCUGCCCACAUUAAGCAAGCUCUUGUUGAGAAACAGACACCUAAAUCAUUAAAAAUGUCUUACCAUCCAGUGACGAAUGCCGAUAUGCCAAUUGUAAGAGCUGGGUUUCAUUUCUUCCAAGUGAAGAAAAAGAAAGAGUUGGAUGAAAAGUAAUCCAAUCGACUAAUACACUUGGGCAUGUAAGGACUCAUUUUUUCAAGGAACAAUGCUACCUCUACAUGAUAGUACCUCCGACUGCCAGUUGAUCGAACAAAAUUUAAAGGAAACAGCAGAGCACAUAACAAAUCCCACUGUGAGUUGUUGCCUCAGGUGUAAGAAGAAGCAUUCAAUUGAAACAAAUCAAGAGGGAGAUAAUGAUAAAUGAAUGAAAGAAACAGCACCAUAGAGAGAACAGGAGGCAUCACAAUAGCCUAUGAAGACAAGGAACCUCUGUUAUUCUUCCACCGAGUAGAUCCAAGGCAUU